AUGGAAGCUACACAAUCCCUCAACAUCACGGAAGCGUCAAUAAGUCAGUUGCAGAAUGCGCUGAGUAACUCUCAAAUCACGAGCGUAGACCUCGUCGCGCGCUUCCUCCAUCGGAUCGGCAAAUACGAUUACCGCGGGCCCUCGUUCAACUCCAUCUGCAUCAUCAACCCCAAAGUCUUAGAUGAGGCACAGGCCUCGGAUGUCUACCGCGCAUCAGGCCGCCCCCCACGAUCUUUAGAAGGAAUCCCGUUUACCGUCAAAGACAGCUACAAGGUUGAGGGGCUCAUGGUUGUAGCUGCAUCCCCAGCCUUCAAAAGCCUCGUAUCAUCUUCGGAUGCCGCCGUCGUCGAGCUCCUACGCGCUGCGGGUGCGGUACUGAUUGGGAAGACUACAAUGCCUCCCAUGGCCGACGGAGGUAGUCAGCGAUGUCUCUACGGUCGCUCGACCAGUCCUUACAAUCCCGAGUACUUGUGCACAAGCUUCGCGUCAGGCUCUUCAUACGGCUCUGCAGUAUCAACGACAUCCUCAUUCGACCCUAUCGGCCUCGGUGGCGAAACAGUCUCAUCUGGUCGAGCGCCAGCCUCGCACAACGCGCUGGUGGGAUACUCGCCGUCGAGAGGCGCCAUUCCUUCCGGCGGUCAUUGGCCGUUAUACCCGACGUGUGACGUUGUCGCACCCCAUACCAAGUCUGUCGCUGAUAUGUUGGCGCUUCUGAACGCCAUUGUUGCCGACGAUGCGCACCCGAGAGGUGACUUCUGGCGUGAACAAACGGUUGUGCCUAUCCUGCUUAGCUCUGAGAUCCGACCACGGGACUUUCUAUCCCUCAUGGAUCCGGAGGCGUUGAGAGGAAAGCACAUUGCUGCCCCCAAGUGUUACAUCGGGAAGCAAACUUCUUCCGGGUACUCUGCGGUCUGCUCAGAAGCCACUCGGCAGUUAUGGGAACAAGCUCGAGUUGACCUUGAGACGCUAGGUGCCAGAAUUACUGAAACCGAUUUCCCUCUGGUCGAGAACUAUUCUACACAGCUAUUUCCUGGUCAAGCUGCCAAUGUGCCAGGCAUCCCGAGUACCUGGAUUGAUAGCGAGCGGUGUCAGAUGAUUGCCACGGCAUGGGACGACUUUCUGCGCAACAAUGACGAUCCCGGGUGCCCUUCCCUGGAUAUGAUUAUUACACUGGGUCGAAUCGAUCUCAAGUAGGGAAGGCUUCGGUGAUUAAUCGUAGUCUUGUCAAAGAGGUUCUCAGGGAAGAUAGCUGAAAGCGAUCAUAAGAUCUA
Colletotrichum phormii is the source of this 1271-nucleotide messenger RNA. RefSeq names its product amidase signature domain-containing protein. Bases 1 to 1194 code for a protein of 397 amino acids. The record is from RefSeq and is a predicted model, not a curated record. The transcript is spliced from 2 exons. NCBI's taxonomy places the organism in Eukaryota, Fungi, Ascomycota, Sordariomycetes, Glomerellales, Glomerellaceae.